Messenger RNA from Prorocentrum cordatum, 2535 nucleotides. Lineage: Eukaryota; Dinophyceae; Prorocentrales; Prorocentraceae. The record is from the annotation of a GenBank genome assembly.
CGCGCGCUGUGCAUGCGCGCGCGCCCCGCCCAUCGCUGCGGGGAUCUGGCCCGAUGGUGCCGCCGCUCGCGCUGCGCGCGCGGCCCGCAGAAUGGAGGAGCCUGCCGCCGCUGAGCGCCCCCCCCGCGGCGGAGGGCGACUGCCGGCGCUGGCGCCAUGCGUGGCGCCACCACCGACGCCCGGCGCCUCGCCGCCGACCUCGCGGCGCAACUGCCGCCGGGGCUGCCUUUCGCCCUGGUGAACCUGUGCAUUCCGUUCACCCUGGUGUGCGCCUUGUCCUCUUUCUAUAUGGGCCCCGUGGCGCUGACCCUGGUGGUGCUGCUCGUGCUGGCCCAGGGCGCCGUGGCCUCGGAGGUGCUGGGGCGCCACAAGGCUGUGCCCUGGCUGCUCCUCUUCUGGGUCAGCUCCGUCAUCGGCGCUCUGUACGUGGGAUCGCGUAACUACCACCUGGUCUACGCCCCUUACAAGCUUGCAUCGAAGGGCCGCGACAAAAUCGUACCCGCCAACGCCUCCGCGAGCGGCCUCCGCGACGGAAGGACGACGCUGACCUUCGACGCGAGCUUCUUGUUGGACGGGGAGCGCAGUGUCGGCGUCAGGGCCUUCGGCGCCACGUACUGCGCCGCGCCCGUGGUGAGCGUGACCACCGCGAGCGCGCUGAACGAUUAUCCCAAGGUUCAGAUAUGGGCCGUUGGCCAGGGGCCCCCCCGCGACCGGGAGAGCACUGCCCCGCUGCUGCUGGGCCGCCGGACGCCCUCGCCGCACGGCGUGGCGCCGCGCAGUCCUGCCGCGGCUCUCUGCAUGGGGCCGCCGGCGCAGGAGGCGGAGACGCCCUCGCACGCGCGCUCGCGCUCGCCGCGGUCCUCCCGGUGCACGGGCCGCCUGGCCCUCCGGUCCACCGACUGGGAGAUCCGCACCAUCCCGCUGCUGCUGCUCGGUGCCGUGCACAUGCUCUGCGUAGUCGUUUGCCACGCCGUGCACUCUGCUCGCGGCCGCAUUCACCAUGUUUCCUUCGCCUGGUUGCGGCGCGUGCUGGGCCGAGUGGACCUCAUCCAGCCGCUGCCAGGCAUCGGCGACGCCAAGGCCUCCGCCCGCUGCUCUCGGCACCUUCGCAGCGCCCAGCGCCUUUCCCGUCCGCUGGAGGUCGCCCUGUCCGGUGCGUCUGCGGCCGCCCCGUGCGCCGAGAUGCCGCUGCGCAGGAGGCCGGCCCGGCCGGCCAGGGCCGCGGAGCGCGGCACCCGAGCUCCCGGAGGUCCUAUCACGACGCUGAUGCUCCGCAACCUGCCGCAGAAGUACACCCCCGACGUGCUCCUGAAGGAGGUCAAGGAGGUGCUGGGCUCGAAGGUCAGCUUCAACUUCCUGCACCUCCCCUGGGACGCACCCGGCCGCUGCAACGCUGGCUUCGCCUUCAUCAACUGCUGCGACGUCGAGGGGGUCCAGGCGUGCCGCACGCUGUUCGAGGACUACCUCUUCCGCCGCGGGACGCGGAACAAGGCCUGCAAGGUGUUCGUGGCCCACAUCCAGGGGCUGGAGAACAACCUGAUCCACCUGAUGGGGACCGCUGUCGCCGCGUCGAGCACGCACGACCCGGUGAUCUUCUGGCAGGGCCAGAGGCUUCGACUCAAGCAGGCGCCGGCGGGCGCCGUGCCCGCGCCGCGCAGCGCGCCUCCGCGGGCGCCGCCGUCUGCCGAGCUCCCCGCGCGCCCCGCGUGGCCCUGGCUGCCGCCCAAGCCGGCGUCCGGGCGACCCGGUGCAAUGGCCAGUGUCAGGGGCGUCAACGUCGCCGUCGACUGGAAGGGGUGGUUCCAGGCAGAUCUCGAGCAGCAUUUUGAGCUUCGUCGAACUGCCUGCAGCGACGCCGACUACGGCCACAUGCAAUCAACUCUGCAGGCGGACCACGACGGCACCCACCAUUUCCUGACCACGAGGAGGGGCGAAGGUAGCCCGGACGACGAGUUCACCCGCGUGUUGGCGGCGGCGUCGCUCGCCAGGCGUGUCCGGGACAUCAUGCGGGCGAAGGGCAUCCGGGUGCCAGGGGCUCCGACUUCUGAGGGCAUGGGCGGCGCCGCGUCGCCAGCGCAAUUGUUCGUCGGCGACGGCCAGGACUCCAGCGUGAGGGCCUUGCGUCCAGAGGUUCAGCCGACCUCCCUUGCCGUCUCCACCGACUGGCCAGCGGUCUCCCAGAGUUGGCCGUGUCCGGGCCCCGGGCACUCAGCCGCUGGGCACGGAUGUGGGGAUGAGGCGCCGCGGUGGGAGUGGCAGUCCCCCGUGUCCCACGCAGCCCUGGGAGCGCGGCGACUGGAUCUGGGAGUUCCCGCCAUGGAGCGGGGGCCGCUGGCGCACCCAGGGACGACGAGGGUCCUCGAGUCGGACAGGGACCUCGUCGCGGACGCGCACAGGAAGUUCUUCCAGAAGUUCGGUUCCGGCGAGGCCGUUGGGCCUGUCGCCCGGGGGCCAUGCGGCGGCGGCGGCGGCGCCUCAGCCUCUUUUGGGGCGCAGGAGGCCAACCCCGCCAGCUACUUCGUCGUGACUCUGUGA